GUUUCUGCAACUGUUCCUCAUUCCUCCAAACCAAAACAACUUGACGACUUAUUCUACAUCUCGUUAAGCUCAACGCCUCGUGCUGAUAUCUACGCCACGAAUCAAACUGUAUCUAUAUCUAUUCGAUCCGUGGCGCUCAAUCAUUGAACCCUCUUUCCUACUGCCUAGGUUUUGGAGGUGAUUACGAAAGCUUGCCUCUUGCGCCGUGGAACUCUAAGCUUUCGAGCUAACCCACCACAUUCCUUCGACUGCGCGCAAUGAUAAACCGAUCACAAUAACACCCCUCGCUCGCACUAAUUCUCUCACUUUCUUCUCCUGUUAUCGGCAGCGCGACAUGUGCGCUCGCCCAGCAUGGAGGAUCCCUGGGGUUCCCCUUGGACCAACGACGAGCCACCAAAGUUAGACCUUCCCGCGCCGCCGCCACAUGCGCACUUUGCUGCAGACCACUCGGGCAGUUCGCAGCGCGUUUCGCCUGCUCAUACGCCAUGGAACGAAGACGAUGAUGCAUGGGGCGGAUGGGCCGAGACGGGUAAAGAUAGUAGCCCGCGCUGGGGCAGAAGUCCUGGCUUACGCCCUAUAGGGGGUAGUCCAGCUGGUUCGAGGUUACCAUCGCCGACCCCGGAUCCAUGGGGACGUUCGCCAACGUUUGAUACAGCACGACUACGAAAGGAGGAUAACGGAGAUUCAGCGAUCAGUCUUGGUGAAGGACUGCGACCGAUUGUAGGGCGUGUUGCGACGAGGACACCAUCACCUGCGCGGUCACUUAAGGAGAACGCAGCAGAUAUUUGGCAGCAAUCAGACCCGGCGCUUUCGAAUAGGAGCUUAAGUCCUUUACCGAUCGAAGAUGAAGGCCGACCGGAAUCACCGAGUGGAGUUCCCAGACCAGCUUUACAGCGUGGAACAAGACCGCCUGCUUUGCGACAACCGUCUAAUAAGGUUUCUGAGUUGGUGGAGAUGUACGAUGAUAUGGCAAAGAGCAGCCAUAGCGCUUCGCCUAUUGAUCCAUCCAUGCGAAAGGUCUCGGAUAAUAGCUCGGUAGAGGAUGUCACGAUUGACAUGAAGGUUGACGAACACGAUGAGGUUGAGGAGGAAUUACAGGCGAAGGCUAAGGCGGAGGAGGAAGCGAAGGAAGAGUCGAAUGAAGAACUUGGACCUGGACUGGAGAAAGAGAUGGAACCGGAGGUGGAAGAGAAGUCGAAACCUGAACCUGAGCCAGAAACGAAAGUAGAGAUCGUGUCUGAAGAAACGCUGGAUCAAGAGGAGAAUGUGAUGGAGAAUGGAAUUGAAGAGUCAUCCAAGGAUGAAGACCAAGGGCAGACAGAAUCGGAUUCAUGGUCGGAUUUCGAAUCACCCAUGAAGGAGGCACAGCAAGACGAGACUAAGCAACCGGAAGUCGAAGUUCCCAAAGAACAGCCGAUAGCAACGACAACUGAGACGACGAGCCAUGAGGAAACGCCUAAAGAAACAAUACCAGCUCGGCCGAAGCCACCCUCGGUACCGUUCACAAUUGACAUGUCAAAGCUUGAUGAUAUCUUCCCAUCAGUCGAAACGAGCUUCCCAUCCCCAGAGCCGAUCCCUGAUGUCAUUAUCGACGAUAGCUUCACUUCCAUCUCAGAGCGCAAAGCAUGGUAUCUCAUGUCGAGACCUGGUUCAAUGCGGAAACACAAUUUGGGAGACGACGAAAACUAUGUUCGCGUUGGCUGGGGAAACUCCCAUGUGCGUGAACAAGCAAUCGGGAUUGUCAGACGAUGGAUGGAGGAAGACUCGAUCACGGGACGUGUUGUUCUCGGCCGAAGAGGUGGUGCAGCUGGUGCAAAGAUCUUCAACUGGGAUUCAUCGGCGCCAUCCACCGAGAUAUCAAUCUCCGAACUCUUGGCGAGGAAGAAUCAUUCGAGGCAGACUUCAGCAGCUUCCAAAGGAACUGUCGCAUCGCCUACGGCUGCAGCGUUUGGAUGGGGUAGCAACCCCGUCCCUUCGCCAACUGUUGCUGCACCCCCUUCUGCGCCUCGCACUUCGACCACAAGUGCACCAAGGUCAUCAGUUGAAACGUCGCCAGUUGAGACCACGAAAACAUCCCCUGUGUCAAAGACAAGAGCACCUCCUUUGGCAUCUCCUCCAAGACCACGCAUCACCGAGGAGCCUCCUUCUCCUAUUAAGCCUACACCAUUAAAACCUACGAACCGACCUAUCUCUAUAACGCAACCUCUGCAUUUCCCAGCGUCACCUACAAUCUCAGAGCCCCAGUCUCCACUCAAUCCUCCUUCGCUUCUAUCAACAAACCGACCGGUAUCGGCAUCGCAAGCACCAACAUCCCCUCUAGCACAACCUCCAACAAACGCAGGCUGGGGCGACGAUGAUGACGACGAAGAGGAUUGGGGCGAUAUGGUUUCAUCGCCUACGGCUCAAACAAACGGCGGCUUUACUUCCAUGGAUGCCAUUGUGGACUCCAGUUCGAAUGAUAAGAAUGACCAUACCAGCCAACCCUCGAUUACAGCUGAAAGUCCGUUGGAUGACACAAUCCAGAGUACGUCGCACCCCGAAAUAGUGACCAAAGGCCGAUCCUCUAUGGAUACUUUGCCUUUACCGCUGCAAAGCUCUGCGCCUAACCACGCUCAAUCGCCCACGGACCCCUGGAACAUUUCAGCACUGCAAGGCAUAGCUUCGAGCCACUCUCGAUCGACUACUGUCGAUUUGACUGCUUCGCCUAUGAAGAGCUUGAUCCCCAAUCAUUCAAGAUCGACAACAGUUGACUUGGGAACACCUCGGUCGCCCUUGGCAAGUCUUGCAUCCGCAAACCUGAUGUCAAACAAGGCCAAAUCACCAAUCGAGCAAGCAAAUAAAGUCAAUGGAUGGGACUCUUGGGGUUUGGGUCUGCUCGAUGACUUCAACAAGCCAGUGAAACCCAGAGAAGAUGGUAUGUUUGCAAACCAACAGCUGCAAGCUCCUACGCCAAUUGACACACUCAAAGACAUGGCAUCUCCUAAAAAGCCACGACCGGUAUCACUACCUGUCCCUCCGCGACCAAGAACGGUCGUUGAGUCUUCUCAAGACGACGAGAUCGUCGCGAAUAUUCUUCGAGAUCUGCCGGAUCUCUCUUACAUGUUACGAUAAUGCGGGGUAGUCAUGAAGAGUAAGAGAAGGAAAAAUACGUGUGUGGAAGGGGUAAACAUUGCUGCCAGGGAAUUGCUUCACGAGUGGCCGAUUGUCAGCUGUAUAUUAAUCAUUGAAGGCGUUGAUCCGUGUUUUGGAUAGCACUGCCAUACAAUUGCUUGGAAAAAACAUAGAACUUAUGAAUGAUCGCAAGCUGUUUUUAGAGCGUUCUUCGGUGUGACGUCUUGCCAAACGAGACAUGUGCAUGCUGCCUCGAGACAAAUACAGUCCAUGCAAAACUUCAGGGGGCAGAUCAUAAGUAGACCGACUUCACCUCAUUCUCAACAUAAUCUUCAGCUUUACUAUCA
This is a messenger RNA of Fusarium redolens, 3458 nucleotides long. RefSeq lists its product as uncharacterized. The record is from RefSeq and is a predicted model, not a curated record. The transcript has a single exon. NCBI's taxonomy places the organism in Eukaryota, Fungi, Ascomycota, Sordariomycetes, Hypocreales, Nectriaceae. Bases 352 to 3111 code for a protein of 919 amino acids.